AUGUAUGACGAAAAACUGAUGCUAAAAAAAACGGCAGAUCAUAUUACAUUGGGAACAUUUGUAACACUCAGUUGUGUUCUGAUGGUACCAAUUUUCUGUAACUAUAUUCAAACCAUACAUUCGGCUCUCCAAACAGAACUCAACUUUUGUAGGACAUUCAAAGAGUACCUAAAACAACAGGGUUUGCAGAUUCUAACGCAACAUCAAGAACAACGACGAAAGCGUCAAGCAGAAGUUUGUUGUGGUUGUGGUUAUUCACCUCCAGGGCCGUCAGGUCCACCUGGUCCAGACGGUCUUGACGGUCCCGACGGCGAGCAGGGACCUCCGGGUAAAGAUGGUUCAGAUGCACCAAUGAUUCUUCCACCAUCCACUUUCGAGUGGUGUUUCGAAUGUGAGCUGCCACCGCAAGGACCUCCCGGUCCAACUGGUAAACCCGGGCCCAGAGGACCAAAUGGAAAUCCUGGGUUGCCAGGGCCACAAGGAACACGUGGAGCAAGAGGUCCAGCUGGACAGCGAGGACUGACAGGGCCGAGAGGUCCUAAAGGUAAACCUGGAGGAAUUAUGACUACUUACGGUGCGCCUGGACCGAUUGGGCCCCCUGGUCCUCGAGGACCACCAGGUCCAAGAGGCUUGCCAGGCAGAACCGGAUGUGUAGGUCCAAAUGGACCACAAGGAAUCAGAGGUAAUCCCGGUUUAACUGGACCUGAUGGAGUUCAGGGGCCAGUUGGAAUUCAAGGAAUCACUGGUGUAGCAGGAGCUGCACAAAACUGUCAGCGUUGUCCGCCACCUGUUUUACCGCCAAACUAUUUUAUAGUAUCUUAA
Enterobius vermicularis (human pinworm) is the source of this 822-nucleotide messenger RNA. The record is from the annotation of a GenBank genome assembly. NCBI's taxonomy places the organism in Eukaryota, Metazoa, Nematoda, Chromadorea, Rhabditida, Oxyuridae.